Messenger RNA from Boleophthalmus pectinirostris (great blue-spotted mudskipper), 4020 nucleotides. RefSeq names its product La ribonucleoprotein 4Ab (gene larp4ab). Gene Ontology annotation, molecular function: mRNA 3'-UTR binding. Lineage: Eukaryota; Metazoa; Chordata; Actinopteri; Gobiiformes; Gobiidae. Bases 520 to 2502 code for a protein of 660 amino acids. Gene Ontology annotation, cellular component: cytosol; cytoplasmic stress granule. The transcript has 15 exons. Gene Ontology annotation, biological process: positive regulation of translation. The record is from RefSeq and is a predicted model, not a curated record.
UAAAGGCGGUCAGACGCACACACGGCGGCGCAGAGGACACGGCUUCUGUCACAUGCUGCGCUAGCUAGGAUCUUUACCGACUGGCUAAACAACUACUUAAAAACAAGAAAUGCUUAUUCAAAUAGUCGCCAUUUCGCUUGUAUCGUGAGUACACCGUGAUUGAAAGCGAGAGUUUGCGUAAUUUCGUUGCUUGGUUCGACGAUCUGCGGUGCGUUUUGGAGUUACCGAGGAGACGACAUACGGUAGUGGGAAGGCUGACGUGACUUUGAAGAUAACUCAAGAUAAGGCUUAAAAACGACAAGCCUACGACUUUUUGGGAGUAAUCGACAAGAAAAGAAGAUAGUUCGGGUAUCAUGGUCACGACUCAGGGCACCAGUCUGAACCCGAACGCCCAAGUGUGGCAGGAGGUCCCCGUCCUUCAGCCUGACUCUGUGGAGGUCACUGAGGACUCGGCCUGGAUCGGCUCCUACCCUCCUCCCAUCGACUUUGUUGAAGAUUAUUCGGAGUUUCCUUCUCCGGAUGGAAAGGACUUCGGUUUGGUGUAUCCUGACGGCUCAGACUACGGCUCUGAUUAUGACCCUGCUUGCCUCAGAGGUGAUGGGGGGCACGUGCGACUACCCUGACCUGGGGUAUCUGGUGUUUGAGCCUCAGUACAAUGGGACAGUGGAGGAGGAGGUGAUCACAGAUAAAACUCUGUCUGAAGAAACCCUCAGGGAAUCUCUGAAGAAACAGCUGGAGUUCUACUUCUCCAGGGAAAACCUGUCCAAGGACCUGUAUCUAAUUUCCCAAAUGGACAGUGACCAGUUUGUGCCGAUCUGGACCAUCGCCUGCAUGGAGGACAUCAAAUCUCUGACCUCAGACCUGGAGCUCAUCGUUGACAUUCUGAAAACAUCUCCCUUGGUCCAGGUUGAUGAGUCUGGUGAAAAAGUUCGACCCAACUACAGCCGCUGUAUCAUCAUCCUGAGGGAGGUGCCAGAGACUACUCCAGUCGAGGAAGUCGAAGCACUUUUUAACAAUGAAAACUGCCCGAAGGCGUUGAGUGCUGAGUUUGCACACAACAGCAACUGGUACAUAACCUUUCAGUCUGACAAUGACGCACUUCAGGCUUUGAAAUACCUGAGGGAAGAAGUCAAAGUCUUUCAAGGGAAACCAAUUAUGGCUCGUAUCAAAGCGAUCAACACGUUUUUCGGUAAAAGUGGAUUUCACAGCGUCGACUCGAGCGUGUUCUCUCAGCCCCCUCCUCAGACCCAGACCCCUCAGCCUUUCGGGAGUCCCGUGUUCAUGGACAUGCAGCAGGUGUACAGCCCACAGCAGCAGUACCCCGUCUAUCCUGUGGUGUCUCCCUCCUGGAGCCCCACACCUGUGCCCUACUUUGAGACUCCUCUGGCCCCUUUCCAAAAUGGCGGCUACAUGAAUGGAUACAGAAGCUCAGGAAACUAUAAGGGAAACGCGCUGUCUGUGAAUGGCCACCGCCCAAGAAGCAGAAACCAGGGCUACGCGGGGUCCAGUUGCCUUGUGGAUGUCGCUCCUCAGGCUCAAAUAUCCGGAGCUCCCAUCCGACCCCCCACAGACGCCCUGUCGCCGACCUCGUUCAACCCCAAGGACAGCUCUCUACUACCCCCUGUGCACAAUGGAGACGGGCGCCCCAGGAGACCGAACCACAGAGGAAUGAGGAGGAAAAGAGAAGAUGAGUCAAACACUAAACCACUUCCCACAGCUGAGGUCAAACCGCCCCCUCCGAACUUUGACCUGGCUGCCUGCAACUUCCCACCUCUUCCAGGAAGCAUGGUGACGGCCAAAGAGGGAACGGCUCUGGACGUGUGCAUGGCAGACGUGGUGCGCGGCCUCAAAGUGUCCGAAAAUAAGAAUGGCAGCCAGGAAACUAAAGAGUCUAAACCUGCAGAUCAACCAGAUGACAUCCAGAGCAAACCUGAGGCUGCUUUAAAUCCAGUUCCAGUAACACCAGAAGUAGAGCCAGCAACCUCGUGUAGCGUUUCUGAGUCAAAUAAAGAUGAAAUUGAAGUGGACUCACCAGUGUCAAGUGGAGAUUCGUCGUUAGAGACUCCAGUUUCAGAAGAGCCUCCAACCACCACCAGCCGAUCAGCAUCCACUGUGUCUGCCCCAUCCGCCCCUUCUCCCACCUCUGAACCAGAGCCCAAAAAGUUGAGCUACGCCGAGGUCUGCCAGAGACUCGCCAAAGACCCUCCUCCCGUCCAACCGUCUCCUCCCUCCGCCCCCUCUCCCCCCGCGUCCGAGUCCAACCAGCCCCUGCAGGAACUCAAAGUGAACCGGGUGCAAGAACCCCGUCACAACUCCAACAAACACCACAACGAAAAACCCAGAAACCACCAGCACUCACGUCCAUUCAGAGGCUCCCAAGAUCCAGAGAGGCCAGGGCCCAAGAACCGCGACAGACCCAGGAAUUUCAACAAAUCUUUUUCAGGGCAAAGAGGAUUUAAACGCAGCGGAAAGGAGCAGAACAUCCCUCCAUCACCAAAAUAGACUCUUGAAAGUGAAAUUGUAUGUAAAAAAUGUGUACAUAAGUGUAAAUAAUGAGAUAUAUUUUCAUUGAGAACAACUUUUUCAAAUGGUUGUUCCCAUGUAUAGUAUAUUAAUGGGCAGUUUGCGUUGUCCAUUAUAGAUUAGAAUUGGAAUUUACUGUGCUUUUGAAGAGCAAAGAUGAAUUAUUUUGUGUCACGGUGCACAUUUUUAGACAUUUCUUAAAUCAUGAAUUGUCUAGAUCUACUGAAAAUCAUGAGCUAAAGUGUUCUAAGUUUUGAAAGAAUAUAUUGUUGGCUAAAUGGUAAAAAAAAAAAAAAAAAAAAGGUCUAUAUGUCUAAAUGAACUGAAUUGCGUGUAAUUACUUUUUAACAAAGUAAUUUCUUGUUGAUAAUUUAACUUUUAAUUAUCAAAUUGUUUUUUUUCUCUUAUCAGUUCAUUUUGUAAUCAAUUCUGAUCGUGACUGUAAAGACUAUAGUUAUACUAGGAUAUUUUACUAGUUUAAUCUGUAGCAUAAUGUUUGACUUAGCUUUAUUCACUAAGAUAAAGUAAUGUAAUUAUCAUAUUUUGUGUGAUAAAAAAAAAUAUUGAAUUUCAUGUAGCUCAUUUUCUUGUCUUUAAAGAGGGGGUAUUUUGCAAGUGUAUUUGAGCUUUCUGUCAUGUUUUAAUGUUCCCUCAUCAAAAAAAUCAAAAACAUGCCUGAAGAGGUUUUUUCACCAUGCAUGACCUUAUUUUGAACCCUCUUUACAGUUUGCAGUACGAUUCUGUCCAAUGCUCAACCUGCAAGUCUACAUCACUCAUGCUCCCACACGACAAUUCUCCAUAAAUACACAAAAACAUGAUAUAAAAUUGUACACUACAACUUCACAAACCUGAUGCAAUGUGCAGUAGUUUCAUUAGCAGGAUGCACGCUGAUUGUGUUGUGAUAGCGCUCUGAAGGAGGAAUGACUUAAUGUGGGGAGCAGAGACUCAGCAUCAAAAACAAAAGUAAAACUUAUGAAACAUGUUAAUACAUUGUUUUCAGCAAAUAGCAUUUUCAAACCAAUAAAAGGUAACUUGAUCUGAAUGUUAUGUGUUAGCGGUAAAUACCCCCUCUUUAUGCUUGUAAAUUAUGUUUAAAGUCUGAAGUGAUUUUACUCAUUGAUGUAUGGACUCUUGUAGUACGUAUAGUCAAUAAGUUGAGUAUAGCUUUGGGUAUAUUUGUCAUAGUUUGAGUAACUGCACUUAUAUGAAUCAUAGAAAUUAUAUUUGAAAAUGUUGAUUACUGAAUUGCCUGAGCUUGUGUCACUGUAUGUUUUAAUCGUUACACUUCUAUUUGUAGUGUGUGCGUUUUUUUUGUUGUUUUUUUUUUCCUCUUGUUAAUUUCCAGUUACUAGAUUAUUUUACUGUGUUAUGGAGAAUUAUGCCUCAAAUUAAGCUUUGUGCCUUCACCUAUAUAACAUGUUUUUGGAUCUACUUGGGCAUGACUAGACUGAUGCAUUGUGUGGAUGAUUUUUAAUUGAGUAAAUGUCUGUGUGUACA